Messenger RNA from Mya arenaria, 2662 nucleotides. RefSeq lists its product as uncharacterized. Bases 7 to 1875 code for a protein of 622 amino acids. The transcript is spliced from 2 exons. The record is from RefSeq and is a predicted model, not a curated record. NCBI's taxonomy places the organism in Eukaryota, Metazoa, Mollusca, Bivalvia, Myida, Myidae.
GUGAAAAUGAAGAUAACCAAAACGAGUUUAUUUCUGAUUUUGCUUAUAUUGAGUUUCGUCUUCACUUGUAUUUUGAUUCUGAUUCAGAAAAAUGAUGUUUUUCCUAUUAUAUAUAAUUCAUAUGGAUGUUCAAUACCAAUGUUGGAUCCCUUCGAUAGAUCACUUCGUGCUUUUUUACCCAAAGCAAAACCGCUAGUAUGUAAAUCGAUCGUGUUUCUUAUAUAUCAGUUGGAUAAUAAUACUUUAGCAUUUAAUCAAAGUGCAUUUCGUAUCGCAAAUGUCACACAAUCUAGUUUGCGGUGCUACUAUCAAACAAUAAUACGCUAUGACGGUGAUAGGGGUGUCAGAAUGAACAACACAAUUCCGUUGGAGUUACCAGCAACGCUGCCGUAUGAUUUCUACCAGGUUACCUGCCGCAACAGCUCGGAGGCAAUUAUUUACAAGAAUUUAUUCUCCAAUAUUUCACCAACGUCCGUUCAUCGCGACAACCCAGUCGAAGAGGAAUCACCACAACACUUGAGCGUCAUCUUGUUCGCUAUUGAUUCAGCAUCGAGGUCAUCUGCCAUUCGCAGACUCCCUAAAACAAUGGAUAUUCUGAGAAAUUUGCAAGCCUACGACUUCAAAGGACAUACAAAAGUUGGAGAAAACACCUUUCCAAACAUAAUACCACUCCUCACGGGGUUGAAUGUGUCUGAAUUACAUUUACCAAGAAGGCAGUACAUGGACAAAAUACCCUUUCUGUGGAAUAAUUAUUCUAAAAAUGGCUAUACAACGUUUUAUGCUGAAGAUACGCCUACCUGGGAUACAUUUAAUUUCAAUAAAAGAGGAUUCCAGAUUCCUCCCACUGACCAUUACAUGAGACCAUAUCAACUUGCCCUGUGGAACGUCCAGAAAAUGGACUACCCAUAUAUUAGCAAUUAUUGUUAUAAUGGUAUGUCAAGGCAUUCACUACAAAUCAAUUAUCUCAAGCAGUUUUUGGAUCUAUAUAAAAGGAAGCGUCGUUUUGCCUUGUCCUUGAUCAACGUUUUAUGCCACAAUACCGAGAAAAAUCUUCAAUUUGGCGAUGACGAUCUGCGCGACUUUGUACAGUGGAUGGAUAAUGAAGGACAUCUAAAAAAUACUGUUUUCAUUAUCUUUGGAGACCACGGAAAUAGAAUCAGUGGUAUAAGACGCACACCCAUCGGCUAUUUAGAAGAUCGCAUGCCAUUGCUGCAAAUGAUUAUACCAGAACAACUCAAAGCAAGACAUGCGACGGUACAUGAGUCAUUGCUUGUGAAUACCAACAGAUUAACAACCCAUUUUGACCUUCAUCAAACAAUAGUUGACGUUUUGAAGCAGAGUUUUUCAGAACCAUCUAUUGCUUAUCGCGAAGGCAAAGUUCGCGGGAUAAGUCUCUUCAAGACGAUUCCCUUAGCAAGAACUUGUAGAGAUGCAUGCAUCCCAGAUACCUAUUGCGUCUGUGACCAAACAAUUGAGGAACCAACAUCUCACGCUUUAGCAAAAACAAUGUCAGAAACAGGCGUACAAAUGUUAAAUCACAUCAUGUUCUCAGAAGAUCGAUGCGCUAAACUAACAUUCCAUAAAACUACUUCUGUUCGAAGGUAUUUAAGGACAUUCCAAGAAACAGGUAUCAUACAAACGGCUGUGUCUCUCUUUCGGAAUGCCGACGUUUUGGACAGAUACAUAGUGCAAUUUCAAACAAUACCAGGGUUUGGUAUUUUCGAAGCAACUAUUGGCGUUUAUUUAGAUGGAGGUAUACGUGUUGAGGGUGACAUAGACCGAGUGAAUAAAUACGGGAACCAGUCAGCAUGUAUACAAGAUGGUGCAUUGUUAAGAGCGUACUGUUAUUGCGUGAAGAAACAUCGUGUCAAUUGAUAAAACAAGCAAUUAAGUUACAAUUAAACAAACAUAUAACUAUAUGCAAUAAUUAUUCAGUUUUUUUGUUAUUCUAAGGCUCUUCAACAAGUGGUGAGUGUAGCAUAUUUUAAAGAGUAAUUUCAUCAUUGAACAUAUGUAAAGAUCAAUACGCAAAAUGGCUUUGACAUUUUAAGAGAAAAAAGGUCAACAAAUUGGUAUGGCAUAUUUGUAUUGUUGUUUGUUUGUUGCCGUGUUAUUUUUUACUUUUUUUCUCAUCAUAAGUAACACAAAUACAAAUAUGUUUCUCACAAUAUGUCGAUUAUCAAAAGGAUUACUGGCCGGUAUGUUCUUCUUUUAGCAUGUGAUCUAUAAGGAACGAAUAAAUGAAACUCGCUUGAAGUAGAUACAAGUACGGGUGUAUUACUUGAUACUGUCCAGCGAGACCUCCUUGUAGGAAGUGCCUUAUUUCAUAUUGGCUUCGAAUAGUCAGCUUGAUGUUAAACGCACACAAAAAGACAAUCCUUGAUAAACAUACCUAGUUUUUAUGUAGUAUAUAUUCACUUUGUGGUGGAGUUUUGUGCUGUUGUUCCAUGUUUCCUGUUUGUGAUUUUUUGUUUUUGUGUUCUAUGUCUUUGGCCUUUACCCUGUGUCAUUAAACGGGGUUUGUUUUUAAAUUUGUGGCUGAGCUUGUUUCUGUAGUUUGUCAUAUAAAUAUUGAAGUGUUUUAGUUUUAAUAUUGUUAAAGCAUUGAUAGAGUUAUGGUAAAUCAUAUGAUGGGCGAAGGUUCCACUUAAAUAAAUAAAUU